AUGGCGUCAAAAGAGGAAUACAGCUCUUCUCGUCGACACCGAGACAGGAACGACGAUUCAUCCCGCCGUGACCGAGACGAGGGCCGAGAAAGGCGUAGAGAUCGCGAUCGACGACGGUCGCGAACUCCAGAAGAUUCGUCUCGGAGGAACCGCAGUCGAGAUCGAGAUCGAGAUCGAGACAGAAGACGCAGACAUUCACCCGAUGAAACAAACAGCCGUCGGCGCCCACGCCGGCAUCGGUCUAGAGACGAUGAUUCAGAACGUGACAGUCGCGCGCUGACUCGGCGUCGAGAGGACCCUGUGAGGAGAUCGGGACCGCUGCCGUCCCAAGAAGCCUCGUUCGCAGUCACCACGCAGGAAGGCGGAGACCCCGAAAAGCCGAAAGAAAAGCCAAAUAUAGGAACCACUGGCCGGCUAGCUGCAAUGUCCAACUCAGUUGCUCAGGCGGACGGCACCUCAAUCGUACUCAAGUACCACGAGCCGGCAGAGGCGCGAAAGCCACCCCCACGCGACCAAUGGAAGCUCUUUGUGUUCAAGGGCGGUGACAUUAUUGAUACCAUUGAGCUCAGCGCGAGGAGCUGCUGGUUGGUCGGAAGGGAAAUGGCCGUUGUUGACAUCGCCGCGGAACACCCGAGCAUUAGCAAACAACAUGCCGUGAUACAGUUCCGCUACACCGAGAAGAGAAACGAGUUUGGCGACAAGAUUGGCAAGGUGAAGCCUUAUUUGAUCGAUCUAGAGAGCGCCAAUGGGACUAUCCUGAAUGACGGGAAAGUGCCUGAUAGUAGGUAUCUCGAACUUCGAGACAAAGAUAUGAUCUUGUUUGGACACAGCACACGGGAAUAUGUCGUCAUGCUAGCUCCAAAGGACUAG
Molecule: messenger RNA, 870 nt
Organism: Trichoderma breve
Lineage: Eukaryota; Fungi; Ascomycota; Sordariomycetes; Hypocreales; Hypocreaceae
Product: FHA domain-containing protein
Exons: 3
Coding region: 1-870 (289 amino acids)
Biological process (GO): maintenance of RNA location; mRNA splicing, via spliceosome
Cellular component (GO): nucleus
Molecular function (GO): mRNA binding; protein binding
Source: RefSeq, a predicted model, not a curated record